AUGAAGAGCACAAUGAGUGAGUCAUCGUUAGCAUCCUUUACCUUUCCGUUAAUGAAGACUCUUAGUUGCUGUUUAAAGUACCUUUGUAUUCAGAGUAAUGCUAUAAAAAUUGUUCUUUCGAAUCGAAGCGGUUCUUCUGAACUGCGUUUGACAGGCACCAACGUCCCUGAGUGCAGUUUUUCGGAGAUUGUUAUCGAAGUUUUCGAUAACCAUAGUAUGUCGGAGGCGGUAACAGUUGACAUCACGAGCACUGAAAAGUGUGUGUCGUGGGCGGUUGAUGGUCCUUUAAUGCUUCGUACACUGCGGCUUUUUGAGGGAUAUGAUCCUCUGACGUUAGAAUUGACUUGCGAUCUCACUAGUGUCCUUAUCCAUCAAAAGGAAUGCGGACGCUGGGCGAGAAUUGGUGCUCUUCAUGAUCUUGGACCAACCCUGAACGUAGACCACGAAAUAAUGAUUCUUCACCGUAUCCGUGAUCUUCAAGCUUUUUGCCAUAUUGCACGCUUUAUUGCAACCUCAGAGGAAGUUAAGUGUACCGUUGCCCUUCGCUUUGAUACCAUGCAUACAUUUAUAGAGCUAAAAAACUCGAAUACCACCGCAUCUGCCCUUGUCGAAGGUGAGUUCUUACAAGGUCACGUUGAGGGAAGUGCAAGAACGGCAGAGCUUUUUGGUUUUGCCGAGCUGGCUAUGCGAGUAACUGGCACUGCCACGCUUUCUGUCGGAUUUAGCAGCGAUGGACUUGCCAUGUUUAGGCUGGAUUGGCAAUCUGUCUCGACGGAAAGGUCUUCAGCCUUCUUAUAUUUUUCUGGUAGUUAG
Trypanosoma conorhini is the source of this 813-nucleotide messenger RNA. RefSeq lists its product as uncharacterized. NCBI's taxonomy places the organism in Eukaryota, Euglenozoa, Kinetoplastea, Trypanosomatida, Trypanosomatidae. The record is from RefSeq and is a predicted model, not a curated record. The transcript has a single exon. The coding region runs from base 1 to 813 and encodes 270 amino acids.